Desarmillaria tabescens is the source of this 1117-nucleotide messenger RNA. RefSeq lists its product as uncharacterized. The record is from RefSeq and is a predicted model, not a curated record. The transcript is spliced from 6 exons. Bases 1 to 1020 code for a protein of 339 amino acids. NCBI's taxonomy places the organism in Eukaryota, Fungi, Basidiomycota, Agaricomycetes, Agaricales, Physalacriaceae.
AUGGCGACUCAGACAGAUAUUCCACCUGAUCUUAGUGACUCAGACAAAGCUUUCAUGUUUCAAUUUCUUGAUGAUCAGCUGAACUCCUCAAUUCUCUUUGCAUUAUUGCAUGGCAUAUACACUGGCAUUCUUUCUGUUACGCUGUGGAAUAUAUUCAUCAAUAAAUGUUCACCUCGCCACCAAGCCCCAGUCAUCAUUAUUAUUCUCCUCCAUGCUUUGACUACUAUCUCUUUUGCUGUCACAUGGUCAUUUAUAUGCUCCACAUUCAUCCAAAAUGGACAAAGUUUUUGGACUGUAUUCUCGAAGCUUGAUGGUGUGAACCGUGCACUCUAUUUGGAGCAGGGUAUUGCAGCCUGCAUGAGUACCAUUCUUGCAGACUCAUAUAUUAUUUGGUGCUGUUGGAUGGUUUGGGGACAGCGCUGGCUUAUCAUCCUGCUUCCAAUCCUUUCCCUAAUUUCUGCAACUGUGUUGAAAAUCAUUGAGGUAUAUUAUGGGUACUUGAAUGCAGCAAACCCAGUAUAUCUGAUGCCCUACUCAUCCCUCAUCCUGGCAACAACAUUAUGGUGCACACUGCUCAUCAUUUUCCGCAUUUUCACUGUUACCAGGGUUAGACAUGGAGGUGGCAGCCGGCUGAGAGUUUAUCACCAUUUUAUUCAAGUGCUAGUGGAAUCCUCCACUCUCUAUUCAAUAUCUCUCAUCCUAUAUCUGGCUCUCUUCUAUAACAAUACUUUCAGAUGGUAUUGUCUUGAUACCAUAACUGCCAUUGCAAGGGGAGUUGCACCCACACUUCUUGUUGGCAGAGCAGCUGCAGGACACACAUGCCCAACUGAAAAACAAGAUGAAAGUGCGACAGUAUCAACCCUUCGUUUCCAAAUGUCUUCACAAUCAUCUCAACCUUCGCAACCUUCCACUUCAAGCUUUCAGGAAUCCACAAGGCAGAGUGCAGUCCUUGAAAUGGACAUUGAAGCCCAGAUGGAGCAGUCGGAUGAGUUCAUGGUAGUUGUUGAAAAGACACAAUAGAGCUCAUGGAGAAUGUCUGAAAGUCAGGGAAGUGAGACUUUGGGCUUGAUUUAGACUGUAAUUUUUUGUCAUGCUAUCUUUUUUUACUAUUGCAUUC